This is a messenger RNA of Phaeoacremonium minimum UCRPA7, 2265 nucleotides long. Its product is annotated as putative aaa family atpase 60s ribosome export protein. The record is from RefSeq and is a predicted model, not a curated record. The transcript has a single exon. Gene Ontology annotation, biological process: ribosome biogenesis. Gene Ontology annotation, cellular component: nucleus. Lineage: Eukaryota; Fungi; Ascomycota; Sordariomycetes; Togniniales; Togniniaceae. The coding region runs from base 1 to 2265 and encodes 754 amino acids. Gene Ontology annotation, molecular function: ATP hydrolysis activity; RNA binding; ATP binding.
AUGUUAAGUCGUGCGAGGCCGAGUCUGAGACAGGGACUCGACCGCGACGUCUAUCAGAUUGUGCGCAAGCUAGAGGACGAUUUGGAGGGCACGAAGACCAGCAAGAACCUACGUAUCUCUACCGUCUAUGAUUAUAUCAAGCACUCAAACUCGAGCUUGGCAAGGCAAAAGAAGCGGCCGCUCGAGGAUGCGAUUGAGAGGGUCCUCACGUUCAGGAAGGAUGAGCUGAAGGAGGACGACUCGGACGCGGAGCUGGAAGCCAACGCUGCUAAGUCGCCCGGCCAUGCGCAUGAGCGCGACUCGUUUAUCUUGAACAAGCAGCUCACGAAGCGUUGGAAUUUCGCCUCCGGCAGUGCUCCUUCGUCAUCUGGGAGGCAGUCGCCUGCUAUUACCGGGGCCGGGCCCAUGGACGUGGACGGCGGGAGCGUUGCCGUCAGCGGCAGUGUGAACGGUGCUAUUGAGCGGCAGCCCAACGGCGAGUCAAAGGCCAAGCGGCGGAGGAAGGAGAAGGAUUACGACCGGAGUCCCCCUACGGGCGUCUCCAUUGCCGACAUGGCUGGAAUCCAGCCCGUGCUCAAGAGGCUGUACAAUCCCGUCUACCUGCCCUUGACGCAUGGUGACAUCUUUGCCAGGCUGAACUAUCGCUUUAAUGACGGCGUACUGCUCCAUGGCCCCUCCGGCUGUGGAAAGACCACGCUGGCGGACGCCCUCGCAGCCGCCCUUGGUGUCGCUUACAUACCUAUCUCCGGCCCUUCCUUGGUGGCGGGAACUUCGGGCGAAUCUGAGAAGAACAUCCGAGAGCUAUUCGAUGAGGCUAUCAGACUCGCCCCAUGCCUAAUUUUCAUUGAUGAAAUUGACUCUAUCGCCGGCAAGCGAGACAGUGCACAAAAGGCCAUGGAGAACCGAAUGGUUACAGAAAUCAACCGAGGAAUGGACAGGAUAGCCCGCGACACUGGCGAGGGCAAGUACGUCGUGGUGCUGGCGGCCACGAACAGGCCCGACAGCAUCGAGCCUGUCAUCAGGCGGCGGUUUGCACACGAGGUUGACAUGGGCAUGCCUGAUGAGAAAGCUCGCGAGCAGAUCCUGCGAGCGAUGACACGCGAGCUGCCAUUAGCAGACGAUGUGGACUUUGCAGCGCUUGCUCGCCUUACACCUGGAUACGUCGGUGCGGAUUUGAAGCAUGUGGUGGACACGGCUGUCUUCGAGGUGGUCCAGUCCGUCGUGGACAACCGCUUGACUGAGACAAGAGCGCAGGAUCCCGAUGCGCUCCCUGGUCUGGAUGUUGCACAACAGAACUGGCUUCUUCUCAAAGAUAGGCCUUUCGAGCAGGAAGGGAACAUCUACGUUACAUUAGAUCAUCUCAAGCACGCAGUCUCUCUUAUCCAGCCUGCCGCGAAGAGAGAAGGAUUCAGCACCAUACCCGACACCACGUGGUCUAACGUCGGCGCCCUUCACGAAGUGAGAACGAAGCUGGAGAUGACGAUCAUCGGGCCCAUCACGAAGCCCGAGCGCUUCGCAGAGGUUGGCAUACAGACAGCCGCCGGCAUUUUACUUUGGGGGCCGCCGGGCUGCGGAAAGACCCUGGUGGCCAAGGCCGUGGCGAACGAGUCCAAGGCCAACUUCAUCUCGAUCAAGGGUCCCGAGCUAUUGAACAAGUACGUGGGUGAGUCUGAGCGGGCCGUUCGGCAGCUGUUCGGCCGGGCCAAGUCGUCCGCGCCGUGCAUCCUGUUCUUCGACGAGAUGGACGCCCUCGUGCCGCGGCGCGACGACAACCUCAACGACGCCAGCGCCCGCGUCGUCAACACGCUGCUGACGGAGCUGGACGGUGUUGGUGACCGCAGCGGCAUCUACGUCAUCGGCGCGACCAACAGACCGGACAUCAUCGACCCAGCUAUCCGGCGGCCAGGCCGGCUGGGCACGAGCAUCUACGUGGGACUGCCGUCGCCUGACGAGCGCGUGGACAUCCUGCGGACCAUCUACCGCAACACCAUCAAGAACAAGAGCAAUGGCGGCGGCGGCGGCGGCGGCGGCGGCGGAGCAGUCGACCCCAUCGACCUGGACAAGAUCGCACGGGACAGGCGGUGCACGGGCUUCUCGGGUGCGGACCUGGGCAACCUCAUGCAGGCGGCGGCGCAGGCGUGCCUGCAGCGGACGUACGACGAGGAGGGCACGCCGCACAUCACGAUGGACGACUGGGAGAAGGCGUUGCGCGAGGUCAAGCCCAGCGUGACGGACAUUUCCAAGUACCUCGAGCUGCUUGCGUAG